This is a messenger RNA of Trypanosoma cruzi, 1632 nucleotides long. RefSeq names its product mucin-associated surface protein (MASP), putative. NCBI's taxonomy places the organism in Eukaryota, Euglenozoa, Kinetoplastea, Trypanosomatida, Trypanosomatidae. The transcript has a single exon. The coding region runs from base 1 to 1632 and encodes 543 amino acids. The record is from RefSeq and is a predicted model, not a curated record.
AUGGCGAUGAUGAUGACUGGCCGUGUGCUGCUGGUGUGUGCCCUCUGCGUGCUGUGGUGCGGUGCCGGCGGGGUUUAUGCGAGGAACCCUGACAACAAUUCACUGGGCGGCUACAUGGCGUCGAGAGGGUUUGGAAGGAAUACGUCGUUUUUGUCAAACGGAUCUAUUAAAAACUUAUCCACACCGCUUUUGCUGUCAGCAUCGUUUAUCUCUGCUAUGCAAGCCGAAGCUCGUGAAGGAAAAGUUUCUUCUGCAAGGGUUACUGAUUCACAUUUAAGUGGAGCCACGGGUCUUGUUCCUGCUUUUUCCGAUCUUGGUGCCUCCAGUCCCCGUCCCACUGUUCCCGGUCAUGGUGCUGCUGUUCCUGUCCCUGGUUCUGUUCGUGGUCCUGAUGCUCCUAUUCCUGGUGUUGCUGUUCCCAGUCCAGGUCCUUCUGGUCCCGGUCUUCGUGCUGCUGGUCAUGGUCUUGGAGCUUCUGUUCCCAGUCCUGCUGUUCCCGGUGCUGCUGCUGCUAUUCCUGGACAUGGUCCUGCUGGUCCCGAUCAUGUUCCUGGUGCUAUUCCCGGUCAUGGUCCUGCUGUUCCGGUUCCUGGCCCUGGUCCUGUUCCUGGUCCUGCUGUUCCUGGCCCUGGUUCUGUUCGUGGUCCUGAUGCUCCUAUUCCUGGUGUUGCUGUUCCCAGUCCAGGUCCUUCUGGUCCCGGUCUUCGUGCUGCUGGUCAUGGUCUUGGAGCUUCUGUUCCCAGUCCUGCUGUUUCCGGUGUUGGUGCUGCUAUUCCUGGUCAUGGUCCUGCCGCUCAUGGUCAUGGUCCUGGUGCUAUUCCCGGUCAUGGUCCUGUUCGUGUUCCUGACGCUAUUCCUGGUGCUUCUGUUCCCGGUAAUGGCCCGGUUGUUCCCGGUCCUGCUUUUUCCGGUCUUGAUGCUGCUGGUCAUGGUCGUGAUGCUGCUAUUCCUGGUCCUGGUUCUGCUCGUGGUCCUGCUCUUUCCGGUCUUGGUGCUGCUGGUCCCGGUCAUGUUCCCGUUGGUCCCGAUCAUGGUCCUGCUAUUCCCGGUCAUGGUCCUGCUGGUCCCGGUGCUGGCCAUUCUGUUGGUGGUGGAAGUGAACCUCCGGACUCUCGCUCUGUCGUUACUUCCUCAAGUCAAGGUGGUAAUGGAAAAACAGCCCCGGUCAGUGUUUCAUCCGAUGAGCAGAUUGUAUCCUCGAAAGAAGUUUCGGCACAAAAGGAAACAGGGAGUCAGGACACCUCUUCGCCCGAAGGACAGCCAACGGUGUCAUCCAACACUGAAAAGCAAAGAAACAAUUCUGCCUCAGCAGGGGGUCACAGUCUUGGCCACGACGCCGCGGGAGAUGAACUCCAAGACUCUUUGGAAGAACAAAAGAAAAAUGACCAUUCACAAACGAACGAGACAAAAAAAUCACCAGGGGACCAAAAUACAGAAUCCCAAAGCAGUGGAGGAGCACUCUCGGAAGUAUCCAACACAACAACGCAUGGGAUAAAAACUCAAGAGCCAAAGACAAAUUCAGCAAAUGAGAAGAACUACAGUCAAAACACGGAUGCAUCCCACUCCACCUCCCCUCUUUUGCUUCUUCUUGUUGUUGCGUGUGCUGCUGCAGCUGCGGUGGUGGCCGCGUGA